Messenger RNA from Heterobasidion irregulare TC 32-1, 2226 nucleotides. RefSeq lists its product as uncharacterized. The transcript is spliced from 10 exons. Gene Ontology annotation, cellular component: catalytic step 2 spliceosome; intracellular anatomical structure. Lineage: Eukaryota; Fungi; Basidiomycota; Agaricomycetes; Russulales; Bondarzewiaceae. The record is from RefSeq and is a predicted model, not a curated record. Bases 1 to 2133 code for a protein of 710 amino acids. Gene Ontology annotation, molecular function: ATP binding; RNA binding.
AUGCCCUCCGUUCUUUCUCCAACCGUGCAACCCACACAAGCAACCCCGCUGCGCAAAAAGCAGCUCCUCAAACCCCUCGGCACACCAGUACCAUUGAAGAAGAGGACGAUAGCCUAUCUAGACGACGAUGAACACCACCAGCCUCUCAAUGGCUUCCCUUCGAAUGGGCAUGCGAAGGGCCCAACAAUACAGGAAGUGCGCGCGCAAUUGCCCAUCGCACAGGGCAGGAGCGCGAUAGUCCACGCGAUCGAGAACAACGAUGUGACCAUCGUCCUCGGUGAAACGGGAUCCGGCAAAACAACCCAAAUACCCCAAUACCUCCUGGAAUCGCAGCGCAUUUCUGGACAGAUCGCCAUCACGCAGCCCCGUCGCGUCGCCGCAACCUCGCUCGCUGCCCGCGUAUCGAUGGAACAAGCCCGGCCGCUCGGGACUUUGAUCGGAUACGCGGUGCGUUUCGACGAGUGCUCGAGCCCAAAAACGCGCGUCAAAUACCUUACGGACGGCAUGCUCGUUCGCGAGAUGAUGAUUGACCCUCUCUUGAGGAAAUACGGGGUGGUCAUCGUGGACGAGGCCCACGAAAGAACGCUGAGGACCGAUUUGGUCCUGGCGAGCUUGAAGAAAAUCCUAAGGGAACGGAACGAGGGGGUAGACGGCAAGGGAAAAGCCAAGGCCAAGGCAAACCCGCUGAAGGUGGUGGUGAUGUCGGCCACCCUCGACGCCGAAAAAUUCAGUAAGUUUUUCGACAAUGCCAAUGUGCUGUACGUCAGGGGGCGUAUGCAUCCUGUGACGAUCUACCACACCGCGACGAGCCAAAACGACUACCUGGAUGCGGCCCUGCGAACAUUCUUCCAGAUUCAUACCGACCAGCCACCAGGCGAUGUUCUUAUAUUCUUGCCAGGACAAGAAGAUAUAGAGAGCCUGGAAUCGUCCAUAACUACUUACGCUAACCAACUGCCUCAGAAUGUGCCCGGCGUGACGCUCUGUCCCUUGUACGCGUCACUUCCAAAUGCGCAGCAAUCAAGAGUCUUUGCUCGUCCGCCCCCAGGGACACGUAAAUGUAUCCUGGCGACGAAUAUAGCGGAGACGUCGAUCACGAUCCCUGGCGUCAAGUAUGUUAUCGACACAGGCAAGCAAAAGGAAAAGAGGCACAUAGCGCGGGAUUCCGGGGGUGGCUUUGACACCCUUCUCACUGCUGAUAUAACAAAAUCUUCUGCCAUGCAACGUGCUGGCCGCGCUGGCCGAGAAGGAAAAGGGUAUUGUUUUCGCCUUUAUACUGAGGAUGCGUUCAAUAGUAUGGCGUUAUCGUCGGAACCGGAGAUUCGCAGAAGCAGUCUUACCUCUGCGGUUCUGCAGCUCAAGUGCGUCGGUCAAGAUCUAGAAACGCUCGAGUUUAUGGAUAAACCUGAUCCCGAGUCUAUCGGUGCCGCAUUGAGAACCCUAUGGUUGUUGGGCGCGAUAGAUCCAUCAAAGAGGCUCACGAAUUUUGGGCGUUCCAUGGCAGCGUUUCCCCUGGAGCCUCAAUACGCUGCAAUUCUACUUGCGUCCGUCGAGCAGCACAGCACAUCGGAAGUCAUCUCCAUACUUUCGCUCCUCUCCGCCUCCGCUCCUCUCUUUCCCGACUCUUCGUCGCAACGAGACUCCGCCGCCUCUGCUAGAAUGAAGUUUCGUCACGCGAUGGGCGAUCAUCUCACCAUGCUUAAUGUGAUGUUAGCCUAUGACGGACUGGAGAAGGGCGAUCGGCGCGAAUGGUGCAAGCGUAAUUUUGUCAACGAACGAGCGCUUCGAGAAGCUGUGGACAUCAGAAAUCAGCUCAAAGACGUGUGCAAGAGGAAUGGCAUGGACUGGAAUCUGCGAUGUAACGGCGAGGAGUGGCCUAUCUUAAGGAGUCUAGUGCGCGGACUGGUGCAGAACGCCGCACUCUUGCAACCUGACGGGUCAUACAAGCAAGCGAUGGGGCCAUCGAUCAUCAAGAUACACCCAGGGUCCUCGCUCGCAGAUAAAAAGUCCGCGGCCAUUUUUUACGACGAACUGGUGUACACAACGCACAUAUAUGCUCGCGGAGUUUCUGCAGUGCCCAAGUCCUUCAUCUCUGACGUCCCGUUGCUUGCAAGCUCGCGACGAGGGACGCAAUGAAGCGUGUUUUCAUGUGUUGCCAAUUCUUUCUACAAUAGCUCGUCGUGCACUCGUCUUGCGUUGCAAAUGAGCAAUACAGUGGUGUCAGCUGCC